CAAAUUCAUCUUUUUAGUGGCUUAGUUCCGGUUAAACUGAUGCGCGGACCGCCGGCAACGCGCAGUCAGAUAAAUAACUAACCAUUGUUGAGAUUUAAGUAAACAUUAAGUUAUCUGAAACAAAUAACAAUGGAUCAGAUUCACCAAAAAGGGGUGGCACAUGGUAUUCUUUUUCAACUAAGGGUGUGGCAUUUUGGGCUGAUGACUGUGUCAUUACCUGCAGUCUCUUUAGCAUUCUGUUUCAUUACUGGUUUUAUUUUUAGUUUCGACGAUGUCAACGAAACGAUGUGCGAGGUAAAAAAUUUUAUCCCAUCGAUCAGUGCUGUGACAGGCAUCACACCACAGACAUAUGUCUGGCGAAUAUGCAUUGCUCUUCACUGUGCACCCCGCUUUACGAUUGCUUUCUUCUACUACAAUUAUUAUCUACAACGUCUGCAGAAUGUGCAUGAAAAAUAUCAGGGUUUUUUCAAAAUUCUGAUCAAAUUGAAUUUCUGGCUUAACACUGUGGAGAAUGCCUCAUUGGUUGGUGUUACUUAUGUGACAAAUAGAGAAAACUAUCCCAUUCAUGAAAAGAUUUUUGUUGUUUUCAUGGUGACAUCACUGUGCUACAUGCUGAGCAACCUUAUCUGCUUCAGGAUGUCUCGUGGACAGACCAUGACCCAAGAUGAACAUAGAUCUUAUUUCUGGAAGAAAGUAAUGUUUGCAUCCAUCAUGAGUGCCACUGCUGGACUUUUAUACUUCUUUGCACGACACCGUUUGCUUUGUGAACCAGGAGCAUUUAGCUACUUUUCAGUCUGCGAGUAUAUUAUUGCAUACACCAAUAUGGGCUACCACAUGACAGCUGUCUUAGACUUUAAGGACAAGGUGUUACUUUUUGGAACAUACACACCUCAAGCUGGCAAUGGUUCCAUAACCAACAAUAACAACAUUAUCAGGGACAAAUGUAAAGUUCCUAUGGUACUACCACACAAUACAAUAAGUGGAAACAAGAAGAAGAGGAACUGAUGCUGAUAAAAUGUAGCACAUUUGUUUCGAUUGUGUCAGGCUAGUUUCUUUUUUCUGACACAUCUGACCUUCAUCAGUUUUAUGAACAACUGUCACUUUUAAUCAUUGAUUUUGUGGGUGACUGAUGCAUAUUUUUUGAGCUUAUGAUGGUAUAAAUAAAAGAAAAAAAAUUUGUGGUGUAUAUCAGAUCAGGUUUUGGUUAUGUAAGAAAGAGCAUGCUAUUGAGACAUUUUUCAUUUUUAUAAUUUUUACACUUGUAAACAUCAGUUUUGGACAGAGAUACACAAAAAGUAAGCAGCAUAAGCAUGACCUCUGUGCUUCUGACAAAACUGUUUAAUGGGUACAUUAUAUGUUCAUUACAGCCAUUUGUUUUAGUCUUUAAUUUUUAAUUAGUUUGCUGAGUUUGUGACAAAAUUCUUUCAAUAUAGUUGUUUUAUUUUCAACCAUUAUUUUGUCACACUUAUGCACUUAACCCAUGUUUGGAAUUUGAAGAACUUUAUCUUAGAUUAGAAGUAGAUAUUGUACUAAAUUUGCAAUUCAGAGAAUGUCUACGAGUUUGUAAAAAUCUGCCAUUGUUUAGUGAAUAUUAUGUCAAUAGGAAAUAUGUACUGUUAGUCUCUUAGGGUGCAUUUAUUCAGUCACGAUGGGCUUGAAUGAUUUGCUUUCAUACUUCCAAAACCUUUCUCAGUGUCUGUUACAGUAAAUAUGCAUGUCUUGUGGAUUGAAAACAGUCUAAAGGCUUAGCUCAAACCAAAGAGAUUUCUUUUAUUUGCACAGGGAAUAAGGGGUUUAGUCUCAAGUCAACAUCAGUCUGAUCAUUUUACAAUUAUAUGACAUAUGCCAACAGCAUGACUAUAUUUUUUUUUCAGGGAUAUGAAACCUUUAUAUAACACAAACAUUUUACUUCUCAUUUGUAUGUAGUGCUCAGGUCGAGUUGUGAGUCUAUGUUAUAAUUCAUUAAGAUUUUUUCCUGUCAUCUUUAACUAUGUCAGUUCUUUUGUGAAAAUGCAUUUUUUUCUUAACUUGAGAUGUUGUAUCAUUAUGGUUGGUCCUGAUCAUUUUUGUCUUCUUAUGAUCAUUAUGUAUUCUCCUUUUUUUGUCCAUAAAUCCUAAGAAACAAUGGCUUAUUAAAAAGUUUAAUGAAGAAUGUUUUUAUAAUAGAUACAGGUUAGCAUUUUUUGAAUUGCAAAAAUCAUAAUUAAUUAUUUGGAUGAGAAAUUUACAAAGAUUUUUGAGGUGUAUUAAACAUGAACAUUUAAACAAUGGCUUAUUAAAAAGUUUGAUGAAGAAUGUUUUUAUAAUAGAUACAGGUUAGCAUAUUUUGAAUUGCAAAAAUCAUAAUUAUUUGGAUGAGAAAUUUACAAAGAUUUUUGAGGUGUAUUAAACACGAACAUUUAUUUUAGGUCAUUCUGAAGCUGUGCAUGUUUUCUAACUAUGUAGUACUCAUUUUCACGUUUUUAUUGAGUCCUGUGUAAGUUUUAACAUAUGUGUACUUUCAGCUAAAUUUUGUUUAUGUUGAAAUUGGGAAGAAUUUUUAAUCUGAUAAGUUUAUGAUGAUUCUUUGUGCCUUCGAACCUUCUGCCUGAUGUUAUAGUUGUUUACUUUUAUUUUUGUCGGAAUCAAAAAUUAGAAAGGAGAUAUGAUUUCUGAAGAAGCUAUACAGUGCAAUCAUGUUUAUAAUUUAUGUUGUAAGUGUGUGGACAUAUGUUGGAGAGCUUGUGUAGAUGAAUGUUGUGAAGAAUUAUGCACACAGCUCUAUGGGUGUGUGUGUGCUAUCCUUUUCCUUCAUCAGUUGUUCUUUAAAACUAUUCAUAUGAUUCCUGCAUACUGAACGUGUAAUUCAUUGUGAAAGGACCCCUUUUAAACUGUGCAGUGAUGUGAUUAUUUGACAUGAUGCAGUUUUUUAUUAUUUAUUUCCAGAUGUGUCAUAUUUAUGCAGUUUUCUGGAAUUUGAAGAGCCAUUAUCUUACAAAUAGACAAACUAACAAUUACAAUUUGGAAUUGCCCAAGAAGUUCUUGUGACAAAAUCCCUUUGUUUUGUGAAAGUAAUGAUGAUAUUUGCAGGCAGUAUGUGCAUUCUCUCACAGUUUGUUCAUUCAGUUAUUAUGGAUUUGAAAGACUGCAGCAUCAACAAUUCUUUUUGAUGUCUUGUUAUGAGUGAUAUGUUUGUGACUGGACUUUAAACUUUGCCAGUUGCUGAUGGGGAAGGAGAUAUAAGCAGAUUUCUUGCAGUUUUCUGCUUUUUGGCCGAGUCACUUCUAGAUGUAGAUAUUCAGUACCCAGCAUUCUUUUGAAAAAGUGAUGUGUAUGGGCGCAUGUUUGUGUAACAGAUUUGCUCUACAGUGAUUUAUGAAAUUUCAUUUACAUAGCCGUUUUUAAAAACUGUUACAAGAACGUAGCCGACUUCGUGUCAUUUUCAUUGAUCUUAAAAGUGAAACACUUUCAUGACUUCUACUGGUUUAUGAGCUAUAAUUGUUUCACAUUUUAUAAACAAUAUGAAGACCAAGCAGGGAUAAAUCAAGAUUUGAAAGCUGUUUGUAGAAAGUUACUGAACUGCAAAACAUUUUAGGUUAUUUUGAAUUUAAUUACUUCUUAACUGAAUGUUGAUCACCUCAGUCUUUGUGAUCCUGGGUUCUGACUGAUCCAAAACUGGUGGAAGUAAUGAACAAUAGCUGAUGCUCUCUGGCACAUGAUCUGUUGAAGCUACUUCAUUUUUUCAAUCUCGAUUUUAGCUUUGUAUUAUUUGCAAUUUUAUUAUAAUAUGUUACUCUUUUUAAUAUCUUUGAACUUAAAGUUCUCUCUAUAAAGUCUGCAGGCAUUUGAAUCUACUGCUACCGCAAACAGUGAAUUUUCAGGGUAUUUUUUGUGAUACCACUAAAGGAAUUGUGUCACACUUGUGCUCUCCUCUUGUCCCCUGUUUGCCUUAGUUUCUGGCACAGCAUAAAUCUCAACCAUCCAUGCUCUCUGUGCAUGCAUGCUAAAACACACUUGUCUAUGUGUGUGUUCUUUCUAGGCUUGAUUACUGCAACUCCUUGCUCGCAGAAUGCUUCUCAUACCUCAUUCAUAAACUCCAGAAAGUACAGAACUUUGCUGCACAUCUGGUGCUUAGAGCUAGGAAACAGAACUAUGCCACUCCUUUCCUUUGUUUUCUGCACUCUCUACCCAUCUGCUCUUGCAUCCAGUACAAACUGUCCUUGCUGUGUUUUAAUUUCUUUGCAGGCUUCUGCUCUAUUUUUCAGAAGUUCUCCUCCCUACAUUCCAGCCAGAAAACUCCGCUCUUUGUCUGAUGACCGUAUCCUAACUGUUCUUGUGACCAGAGCAAUAUGUGGUCACUUGAUUUUUAGUUACUGUGCAGCAAAACAAUCAAACAAUCAAACUCUCUCUCCUUCCAUAUCUGCCACCUACCCACUAAAAACGCAGCUCUUCUAUGAGCAUUACUCCUAACAACAGUGCACACAAUGCUGGUCCUAUCUUCUACCCCUUCCCCCUCCUUUCUUCUAUUGUCUGCUUCCCCUACUGAUCUUUCUCUUCAGAAUCAUGAUAUCCCCAGUUUUUGUUACUUGAUUGCUCAUUUCAUUUUUUUAUAUUUGUCUUUUAUUAGUCAUCAGUAAUGUUGUUUAUCCUUCCGUCCUUCGUAUGUUGUCCAUGUCUCGUUCUUCGUCUCAAAUGCUUAGAGCAUGCUCCUUACAAGCAUGAGUGCGCACUAUAUAAAUCAUACAAUUAUUAUUAUAUUGUCUCUCGUGAAAGAGCUAUUGUAAUUUCAGGCAGUCAGCUGAAGCUAGAGAUUCCCACAACUGUGUAUUCCUUAAGGUCUAAUGGAUGCUGUUUUUUCUAAUGACUUGGGGCAAGAUACUGUUUGCCAAAUCUGGGCAGAUACUCCCCUUGCGUUCUUGAUAGAUGCCUACAAAUGUCACCAUGCACAGAAAGAAGUCAAGCUCAUGAUGUCAUAUUUGUAAACAGAGGUAUAUUCUCCCCGAUUUCCUGUUGGCUGAAGCCUUUACAGUUUAAACACAUCUAUGUUCAAUCCUAAUGUCUGUGGUGUUUACUUCUUUAUGUAUGUGGUGUGCUUAAAUGCACACUUAUCACCCAGAUUUGCAUAAAUAGUAUCUUAAGCAUCUUGCACAAAUUUUAAUCCACUCGCAAGAAAAAGAACUGCACCCUUCUAGACGUUAAAACACCAUGAACUACAUUUUGAUGGCCUUCUGAAGCCAGUUUGAAAACAUAGUUGAUAACUAACUGCUUAUUAUCAUCAAUCAUCACUUAUAGGUUCAUUGGAAAGGUCAGCCUUAAAGUAUUUAUUGUUCUAAAGAACAAGAUUCUAAAGAUACCUGGUAACCUGGGCUAUUUAGUUUCAAAACAUUCAGUCAGUGAAUUGCUCAUUCUUGUGAUGAUGUAUUAUUUCCUCUGUAUAUACGUGUAUGCUUAUUUAAUCUUUUUUUCGAUUUUGUGAGAAUAUCUUGAGAGGAAGCAUCCUACAAGUUGUCUCUUGAUAAGAGUGUUGAGUGCUUUUUUUACUUUUUUUCUUUUUUUUUUUUAAAAAAGUGGCAUUCAGUUUAUUUGUAUGCAAUACAAAAUAGUGAUGCUAAUCUAUUCCAAUGUACAAAAAAUAAAUAAAUAAAACCCCUAGAAUUUCUGGCUCUUGUUAGAGAUAAAAUUCAUUUAAAUAUUUGGAAGUUUUUUUUUUUUAAAACAAGGAUUCCAAAAGAUCUAUUUCUGUCUUUGCUUAAAAUUUUGUUGGAUAGCAGCACUUAUUCUUGCAGGAAGCAGUCUAUGGAAAGCUGUCUCUUUUAUUUUUGCUUUCAGCAUGCUGCACAAAACCCAUUCUCUCUGUUUUUGAUUCUUGGAAUUACAGUGCUCCUCUUUUUUUGUACAGAAAGUCUCACAAGAUAACAUGUGCAAAGACGUCAUAAAUAAAAGACAGUUCAAAGAAUGAACUGUAGUAAACUGAAUAGUCUGUACUUUUUACAUUUUUCUAUUUCAGUCAUAUUUUAGGUUUAUCUAUUAAUGGAACACUUCCUAUUCUGGUGCUAAUUUCCUCAGGUACAUUAAUUCUGUGUGCACCUCUCAGGAUGUUGCACAAACAUCAUUAAACAUUUUGAUACUGAAGUUGCAACUCAGUAACACAAAUAAAAUAACAGUUAAAUAGGCAAUUAGAGAUUUUGAACAUCUGCAAGCGUGCACUGAACUAAAUAAAUGUAACAUUUUUGUUGGAAAAAAGCAUAAGUAAAAUUACUUCACUGCACUGAAAUUUGUAAUCAUAUCCUUUAGCCUAACCAAUUCAGGUUCAACUCCUUCCAUUAUGUUUGGUUGUUCUGUGGCUUUAUCUACUGUUUAGAUUUUGAGAUCUGAUUAUAUCAUCUGCUUGGUCUGAUGUACCUUCUUAUUUGUAUGUCAUUCUUAACUAAUGUGGUUACUUAAAAUGAAAUACUAACACUCCUAUCAUCACCAUGUGACUAUUUACCCUAGAUGACUGUUUUUCUGGUUGCAGCGAGCCUGCACUUCGGUCUCAUUGGUAAUCAGUUUUUUCACUUAGUAUCGAUUAUUUUUCUUGGACAGUGUUCUGUUGGGGAGGAAAGGGGUUGGAACACAGGACAGUUUUUAUUGUUAAACAUGUAUGUUUGAUAGAGCAAUGUGAGCCUCGCUUCCAUUGGCUUACAGCACCAUAUUAUUUAUUAUUAUUAGUGCAUUGGUAGGCAGUGGAAUAUUAAAAGAAAUCAUAAGUU
This is a messenger RNA of Pomacea canaliculata, 6728 nucleotides long. Its product is annotated as post-GPI attachment to proteins factor 2-like. Bases 130 to 1005 code for a protein of 291 amino acids. Gene Ontology annotation, cellular component: Golgi membrane; endoplasmic reticulum membrane. The record is from RefSeq and is a predicted model, not a curated record. The transcript is spliced from 5 exons. Gene Ontology annotation, biological process: GPI anchor biosynthetic process. Lineage: Eukaryota; Metazoa; Mollusca; Gastropoda; Architaenioglossa; Ampullariidae.